UUAACAACAGCCAAUUUGGGUAGCAAGUAAUGCUUAGUCAAGUCAGUCGCUUAGUAGCCGUGAACGCGAGCGAACGCGUCGCGAAAAACACGCUCGUACUGUGAAACGCUUGUCAAUUGUGAAGUGUUAUGUAGUGUUGUGUGCUUUGUUGUGACAAAGUCAGCAGGAAGUAAAUACCAAACAUUGUUGUGAGCAAGAAGAAGCACGAUUAAAGUGAAACUGAAAGGAUAUAUAAAGUCGAGAGAGUAAAUUAUUAUACCUUUUUGGAUUUAAUUGGAGUACAGAUAUCAGCGAUAGUUUUUAGGAUUUGGGAAUGAAGGAUAAAUCUAUGAACUGAACACAGAUAGCUUGGCAGGCAAUUGCAAGGCGUUUGUACAUUUGAAAUACUAAAUAUUUUGCUUGCUCAGAAAUGCUAUUUAGGUCAAAACGAACUGGACCACGACACGAAAUCAAAGAAUUGGCGAAAACCGUAAAAAUAAAGCAUACAUGUGAAGCAAGGAACAGCAAAGAACGAGUGCGAAUGUAAUAUUAGUAUUUUGCACAGGAAGUAAAUGCUACAACAAUUGCAGCUAACAACAAACACACGCAGCACGGAUACGCUCGCGUUGAUUGAGCGAUAAAAGCGCCAACUGACAGUUAAAUGAAAUGUCAGAACUUAAUUAAACAUAAAAUCAAUAAGUAGUGGAAGUAGGCGCGUGGCAGUGCAACAACAAGCACAAGAAGGCGACGAAGAAGACGAAGCAGAGGCAAGGAAACGGCCGUAACGCGUUAUUGAUGGCCCGCAGCGCAGCAGGGCACCACAAAGCAACUUGACGAGAGCGUUUCGAUUGAAUUCGAUUUUUUGUGGGUCAAUGAGAAAAUAGAAAAUUUAAGUAAAAUAGCAACAACAGCAAAAAAGACCUAAGUAAUAUAUAUUUCUUUAUUGUAAAUAUUUAUAAGUAAAAAUUUAAACAGGCAAGCAACACAACAACAGUAAUGCAUGUGAAUAUCGUUGAUUCUGAAAUUAAAGAUUAAGUUUUGAAAAAAAAGUGCGUGUGAAAUACAAAAAAGUGCAAAGUUUUCGAAAACAUUCCAGUAACUAGAAUUCUGACAUAUAAAAUUGAAGGGCGAAGCUGCUUAACACGCAGAAAAAUACCAAAAUAAAACUUAAAAAACAAAAAUUCUAAAUAGCAACAAUAAAUAAUACCUUAAAAAGAACAACAACUAACACAAAGAUAUUUGUAAAAUAUUAAAGCGCUGGCUGGGCUUAUAAAGCAUUGAACAGGAACUGCACCGUUUAUGCACCGAAAUCGCUUAUUUCAACAAACGCUGAAAGCCCAACAGAAAACAUUGUUUCAAUAUAAGCAACAGCAGAGAAAUAUCAAGAGCAAAAGCCAGCACAAGAAACUGCAAAGGCAGCAAAAACUAUUUGAAAAGAACCCGAGCAGCUGUUUCCACACUGAAAGCUUGGCAUUUUCAAAUUUAAAGCACACGCGCGCUUACAAAAAUAGCAAAAAAAUACCAGAAACCACAACCCACUAAACAGUAAUAACAGUGCAGUUUAACAGCGGCCAAGACGCAAGCGCCAACCAAGCGUUUUGUGUAGGUUGUAACUGAACGAAAUUUGCAUCGCGUGGCCAGUGCCAGUGCUGGAAGAUGGAAGCCACCCCGAAGGUGCAUCGUCAUCGUCACCGACGUUCGGAUUCGCGUCAUCAUCGGCACGAGCGUCAGAGCCAAAAUAGCAGCAGCAACAGUAAUAAUAGUAAUAACAGCAACAAUACCAAUGGUGGUAGCGGCAGCGGCAGUCGUAGCGGCCAACAGCCGAGACAGAGCAAUAAUAUUGCAACAACAACAACGGCGACGACGAUAGUGUCAACACCAACACAAGCAGCGGAUGCGUUAACCAACACAACGACAAGCGCGACAGUCGCGUCGAGGACGAGGACGCAGCACGACGCACCAGCAGAGCAGCUGCAACUGUCGCCAACACAACAGCAAACGCAUUCAAACGCAAUUCAAUCGCCAGUGCGUGAGCGUCGUGGUCAAGCGCGGUCUAAUCGCGCACAAACCGGUGCACAGGGCUUAGCCGCUAACGCCACCGCUACCACCGCUGCUCGACGAACUUCAAUCACAAGCAUUGAGAUACCAACUGCACUGGUUGUUGAGGACGGCAACGAGGAUGGCACGUACGACGAGACAACAGCUAUCUGCGCUAAUGUGAUUGUCACCACAGUGCAUGAACGACGUACACACUCCAUGGAUACGUUGGAUCCGUUGGGCCAGACAACCUCUUUAAGUCAGUCGACCACAUCACAACAAACUGUGCUGCUGGUAAAUGGACAUUCACCGCCGCCGCAAGAGGACGAAGAGCAGGCGCCCAUUGCAACCGGUGAAAACGGUGCUAUGUUAGCGUGUGGCACGAAUGCGGACGUUGGCGGUGUGUCGUCGAAAGAAGAGGGCGCCACGCAACUGGAGUCACCCACAGCACCGAAUCCUAAUGGCGGCGGUGCGGGCAGCAGUCGCAACUCUUCUGGUGAUGCGUUGAGUUUACGUGAAACGUUGCAACAGCUACCGCCUACGGUGACACACGGACACCGCCAUCGGCGCACACAUUCACCACAAUCGCCGGCGCGGCGCACACAAGAGGUGGACGCUUCGUUUCAUCGCGGCAUAUUGGGUUUCAUGGAUCGUGAGUUGAAGCACAGCUCGCCAACGCCAUCAGCACUGAGUGUGGGUAGCGGUAGUGCAGCAAGCGGCGGUGGUGGUGGUGGUGCUGGUGGUAGUGGUACAGUGCGUAAGUUGCAGUCGCUGUCCGAUCCACAGGCGAGUCCCGCCCAACGUUCGGUACGUUCGCGCAGUAGUCUGGAGAAGAGUCCGCGUCGUAAGCGUAGCAAAUCGGAAUCGCGUAGGCGGCGUGAACGCAAACUCAUCGCCGCUGGUGAGCUGGAAGUGCGACAGGCGAACGAGACUUUGAUGCGCUAUUUGAAGCAAUGCUCGGAAAUGAAUGACGCUUCGUUGUCAGGCGAGUUAGAAAUCGAUCAGAACUAUGAUGAGCGGAGAGUGCAUCGGAAGACGAAAUCGCAACGGGAUAAGCGUGGGCAUUUAAUAAGCAAACUUUACUCAGCUGGCGGUCUCACCUCCAUAUUGCGUGAGCUUUCCGAUGACAUUGUACCCGCGGAGGGUGAGGAAAUCUACAAUCCAUUCACACCGGUUGUUUCCCCCACCGAGGAUACGCCCGCACACAUUGACAAAAUGUUCCUGCAGACGUCAUCGGGAUAUCGACCAGUUGAGCACUGCUAUUAUAAACAUUCGUUUGUGGGUGUGGGUGGUGUGGGCGGCGGUGGCGCUACUGCCAGCGGUAGUGGUGGCCCAGGUGGUGGCGGUGGCAGUGGACGCGGCGUUGGUGUGCAUCGUUUGUCUGCCGCGGGCGGCAGCUUGGCUGGCGGUUUGGAGCAGGCGGGCAUGUUGCGGGCGAGUAGCAGUUUCGGCGAUACGCGUUGCCUACUCGAUGCCGAGUGUGGCAGGCAUCGUCGUGAGAUCACGUCGAACAUACAAUUGGCCUGCGUCAUUCAACGAAUUUGGAUACUCAUCUCGAAUAUCUGCCAUGGUCUGCUAGCUGGCCUAGCUUUGGCACAUUUGUUGUUUGUGUUGAGCAGCCAUCCCGUCGAUUGGUCGCGUUUACUCAGUCUUGCGGGCGAGACUGUGACCCAAGCGACGCAGGAGGCGGACGCAACAACCGCAGCACCAACAGUCGCGUCAGCCAUGCUGGAUGCUGAUGGUGUUGGUGCUGUUGAUAAAUCUAUGUUAACUGACACGCAGCAACAUUUCAGCUUCGUGAAGGAUUACGCAACAUUCGCUGAGAUCUAUCUGAACACAUUCUAUUGUUUGGCAAUUGUAUGCAUGGUUUCGGUUUUUGAUCGUAUGGACAUUUGCCGUUGGGACUUCAGCAAUGCCACCGAGUUCAUCUCAUUUCGUUGGCUCAUUAUUGCAAUGAUUUAUAUAGCGACAAUAAUAUUAACGAUAUGCUCCGAUUCGAUUGAUGAACGACUCUAUUACAAUAAUAAUGCGAAUGUGACGCUAACACAGGAAGAAAUGUAUAGCAACAGCGUAUUGAGUGUCUGGAGUAGUUUAUCGGUGACGCGUAGCAUUGGCGCCAUCUGUGGCUGGAUAAUGAUUGGUUUGACGCCGCAUGAGGAUCUCUUCUACGAGCAUUUGCUGGAUCUAACCAAAUACCAAGUGAUAAAUAAUUGAAUGUAAGGCAAGGCGUGUGUGCGGGAAGGUUGGUGAAGAGCAAAUGUACUUAAUGAGAAAGUCAUCAAUAAAAAUAAAAAAAAAAACAGAUACGUAGAUAAUUAAUAAAUUGUACAGUUAGGUUAAAGCAGUAGUAAAACUAUUUAUGCAAAACAUAUAUACAUACAUAUACUAAAAAUAACAACAAUUAUAUUACUAAAAAAUAGCAAAUGAAAGCAAUGUGUGGCAAGGGUUUCGUGAAGAAAGCAAAUAACUGAACGUAUGCAAGAGUGAGCUAAAUAUGUGAAAAAAUAUAAAUAGUUACAUAAAAUAUCUAAAUUGUAAGAAGCUUUGUUUUGCGGCAAACAAAAAUUGUUAUUAGUUUAAUACUAAAUUUUUUGUUGAAAUUUUGAAAAAUGCUUGGAAGAUUAAUUUGCUAGUUAAAAUAUUGUUUUUUGAUUUUUAAUAUAUUUUAUAUUUUUUAUACUUUUUUUUGUAUUUUUUGUAACUGUUCUUUGUAUAUAAUUUAACGAAAAGUAUAUAUAUGCAAUUAAAGCUUUAAAGUAAAAAUGUAAAAUUAUAUAAAAAUUACCACAACAUACCUAUAAUCGAAAUGAAACAAUUGUGAAAUUAUACUUAGAGACAUGUAAGCCCUUCAAAGGCCGCUAGAAUCAACCGAAACCAAAAAUGACCCAAACCAAAAAACAACAAAAAAUUUUAAUAAAUACACUAAGCUUAGUUUAGCGUGUAGUCUUAGCUGCUAAACACAUACAUACCAACCUAGUUAUCUAUGCGUUAUGUAUGUGAUUGUAUGAAUACAUAUUUAUAUAUGCGUGUGUGUAGUAGUGAGCACUGUUAAAUAUACUUUUAGUGCUUUGACAUAACUAUUUUGUUAAAUAAUUAUUUUUCAAAGCCAAAAACAACAAUUUUUGUAACAAAAAUGCAACUCAAACACAUGAAAUCUUAAAAUAUUUGUUAUACUUAAAAUAAAACUGAAGAUUCUCUGUUUUUGUAUUCUGCAAGCAUGUAAAAUACCACGUUGACUUCGCUAGAAGCUAGUAGUUAAAGAGCAUUUAGCAAUAUUGUAAAAUGUUUGUGAUUUUUUGUGAAAAGCUUCAAAAGUUCUUUUGUAAAUUUUACAGUUUUAUAAUGUAGCCUACUUUCCCAGGAUCAAAAGGAUAAUAACCACACUUAGAUGUGAUUUGUGUACUUUGUGUGUAGAAAUUGUUACCUGCUUUGUAAUAAUAUAAAAAAAUAUUGAAAUAAAACGAAAAUAUAAACAAAAAAUAUAAAAAAGAAGACAUACUCAUAUAUAUAGUAAAUUACUGAACAAAAGUUUGCAAAACAAAAAAAAAAUUAAAUAAAAUUGAAGAAAGCGAAAAAGUGUAUUUCAUAAUUUUAUUUUAAUUAAUUUUGAAAAAAUUACACCUGAUAUUAUUUUGUGUUUAAUAAUUAAUUAAAAUAUAAUUAUAAUGUAUAUAAUUUUAUAAAUUUUUUGGUACAAUUUUAAAUGAGAAAUAAUUUGGCAAGUAUUUUUUAACUUUUUGGCUUCUUUUGGGUGCUAUCCCUUUGAAAAUCUUUGAAAUUUUCAUAAAUAACACUGUUAUUUGUUAUUUCAUUUACUCAAUUGGCGAAUUUUUUAUGAACCACCAAAAUCUCUAACACUAAGUUUUUGCCUUAUUUAAUUCAAUUAGUAUUAUUCAAUUAAGAACUGUGUGAAACACCACUGCUAAAAGACUCAACCAAGCUCUUAGUUUGAAAAUCGGUAUCAUUAAGUAUUUUAAUUGAGUCAAUUAGUUAAUUAACUGCCUCAAUUAGCAACUUUUUUUGAAAUUAUAACACUCAUUUUCCGCCUUAAUUAAGUCAAUUAGUUUGAGAAUAGGAAUCAUUUAUUUUUAUUGAGUCAAUAAGUUAAACGGUUUUUUUGUAAUAAAACUAAAAACAAAAAAAUUUAUUGUUUAAUAUUUUCAUUUUAUUCAUAUUUUUUUAAGUUUUCAAACUCAAAAUAUAAAAAAGACGACGAGAGCUGUAAGCUUCUGUAUUUUCAGCUUCAUAACAUAGACUUCAUUAUUCAUUGCUGAGUAACAGAUGAAGUAUACGUCUAGGUGUACCUUCGAUCAUUCAUCUCAACUAGUAUAAAUAAUAGCUUUGGUGACUUCUGUGAGUGCUUAAUAUUUAAUUUAAAUUUAUAAUUUUUGAUUUUAUAUAUUUGUUUAUAUAACAUAAUAAUAUCUAUUUUAUUUUUUAAGCAAAUAAAUAAUAUUUUAACAGAAAAUAUUUAUCAAAAAACUAUGAAGUCAUACUUCAAACAGGCAACACGACAGCACUUUGUAUAAAAAAUAAUAAUUAUCUGCAUUAAAGCGCAAUAUGAAUUAUAUAAAUGCAAAAAUAAAAUGAAAAUUAUGAAAUUUGGAGACAAUUCGCCAUUAAGUUACCAUCUUCAAACAUUUCAAAACUGUAACGAAACAAUUCACAAAAAACAUUUAAAAUGUACUAUUACAAAUAAGUAAGUUAUAAAAUGACAUACUCUUAUGAAAAACGAAAUUAAAUUGUAAAUAUAAUACAAAAGCAUUGCAGCAUCUUACCAAACACACACACACAUAUAGCUAUUUAUAUAUACCCUUCAGUUAUUGCCAACUGUAGCUAUCUACAUAGCUUUAAUAGAUAUUUUCACAUUCCCAAAACGUUCGUACAUACCAGCUUUGUAUUUGUACUACUUACAUAAGCAUAUACAUAUGUAUACAUAAGUAAUAUAUUUAUAUGAAAAUAUACGAGUACUGUUAUGUAAAUAAAAGAA
Molecule: messenger RNA, 7006 nt
Organism: Bactrocera dorsalis (oriental fruit fly)
Lineage: Eukaryota; Metazoa; Arthropoda; Insecta; Diptera; Tephritidae
Product: ras guanine nucleotide exchange factor glfB
Exons: 5
Coding region: 1636-4230 (864 amino acids)
Biological process (GO): cilium assembly
Cellular component (GO): ciliary transition zone
Source: RefSeq, a predicted model, not a curated record